Messenger RNA from Rangifer tarandus platyrhynchus (Svalbard reindeer), 303 nucleotides. The record is from the annotation of a GenBank genome assembly. NCBI's taxonomy places the organism in Eukaryota, Metazoa, Chordata, Mammalia, Artiodactyla, Cervidae.
AUGGUGGAAAUAUUUACACCAUGGAAACUGGCAGAUGCUACAAACAGGGCUUUUUUUCCCCCUCCCAGCAAGCCAGUUCUGAAAUAUUUAGCACACCCCUGGCCUUCUUCUAGAAGCAUGUUCCUUGGGAACUGUUACCUCUUAAGACUAUCAGAGACCUGGGUCCAGACAGGAUUAGAAAAGAACAUUGUCACAUUGAAAACAUGUCCAACUUAUAGUACACUGAAGUUGUAUCUUACAUGGGAGUUACAGUCUAAGUUAGAAUAUGAGGUGAAUUUGGAAGAUAGUAAAAUUUGCCCUUGA